CUGGUGACGAUAAAUAGCCGUCCCAUUAUAAGUAUCAAGGGAAUCGAACCAAGGAGCCACAUCUCAAGUGAAGCGCUGCCUGCCUCAAAAAGAAAGGUAGAUUUUGGGCACAAAUUGCUCCCACAUUGCUUAUAAUGGCUUCUACAGAGUGUAAGCACUACCACGAUGAAGAGUACGAUCCUUGCCUUUUAUUUGAAACCUACAUUGGGGCUGAUAAGGAUCCUUCCAAGGAUCAGAUGAUAGAAUAUCCCAUUAAAGUUCUCCAUGAUAUAUUCUCUUCAGGAUCAGUGAAAGGAGAAACUUUAAUCGAACUUAGUGUUAGUUCAUCAUUUAUACAUAUUCUGGUGGCUGCUGAUUACUUUGACAACAUCAUUUCGCUCCAACCCUCCGAAUCUGAUUAUCAAGAGGCACAGAAAUGGUUAAACAAGGAACCAGGAGCCAUAGACCACUCCCACCUUACAGAGUUUUUUUGUGGUCUUAAAGAUGAAUGCUCAGACUGUAAAGAACAUGAAGACAAGACCAGAAGAGCCAUCAAACAGAUCGUAAGAUGGGACAUUACCAAAGAUAACCCACUUGGUGAUGUUGUGUUGCCCCAAGCAGACUGUGUGUACAGUUGCUCCUACUUGGAACCUGUUAGUAAAGAUCAUGAGAUGUAUCUGAAGCUCCUAAAACAAAUCUGCUCCCUUGUGAAGAUAGGAGGUCACCUGAUCCUCAUUUCAGUAUUCAAUAUCUCUUACUUUAUGUUAGGCCAACACAAGUUUUCCACCCUGACGUGUGAUGAAGAGUUUGUGCGAAAGGCUCUGACAAGCAACGGGUUAAUUAUAGAGAGAUCUGGGAAAGAAAAGAACAGAUACAAUUCUGAUUUGUUUGAUUAUGAAUUUUUGGCAUAUUUUGUAUGCCGGAAAGAUAGAGAGGUCUAAAUGCCUGAAUCCCUAAAGACGAAGUUCAUCUUAACAUUGCUAUUAGUUUUUUAGGCUUGGUGAUUAUGGUUUCAUAGUUAUGGAGCCCUUGCUCCUCUCUAUCUGUGUUGCUGUCUAAACAGAACGACUUUGGCUCUUCUCCUUUAUAACUGCUUUUUCUAGCCAUAUUUAUUAUACAGUGCAAUGUAGAGUUGUUUUAAAGCUCAGUGCUUUCUAGUAUUCACCAUUUACCAUGUCUCAAAAUUUUGAAACUGAGAUAUAGCAGGAUACUAGAUUCUAGGGAUGCACCGAAUCCUGGAUUCGGGCCGAAUGCAGCCUUUUUUUGAUGGAUUUGGCCGAAACCGAAUCCUAAUCCUGAUUAGCGUAAAUUAGCAUAUGCUAAUUAGGAUUCAUAAAGGGUUAAAUUUUAUUUAAUUAGGAUUCGGAUUUGGUUUGCGAUUCAGCAGGAUGAACCCAAUAAAGUGGGUUCGGUGUAUCCCUACUAGAUUCAGGGGCACAGUUACUAAAAUUUGUUUUCCUCUGGCCUUCAAAGUUGUAUAAACGCAACAUGGUAUAAAUUCAAAUUAAACUCGAUCAAUGCUGUUUUUAUAAAAUAUCACAAUAAUGCUUGAAUUGUGCGUACGAAUACCGAAUUUUUCGAGUUGAAAGUAUUGUUAAGACUCAAAAAAUUGGAGUUUAAAUGGAUGUUCGUUUCCAUAAAUUCUUUUUAUUUUUCCUAAACAGGAAGUGCUCCAGCAGCCAUUUUAGGAGCAUUGGCGCUCAUUCUUGGAA
Messenger RNA from Xenopus tropicalis (tropical clawed frog), 1691 nucleotides. RefSeq names its product nicotinamide N-methyltransferase. Gene Ontology annotation, biological process: S-adenosylmethionine metabolic process. Gene Ontology annotation, molecular function: S-adenosylmethionine-dependent methyltransferase activity; methyltransferase activity. The transcript is spliced from 4 exons. NCBI's taxonomy places the organism in Eukaryota, Metazoa, Chordata, Amphibia, Anura, Pipidae. The coding region runs from base 135 to 920 and encodes 261 amino acids. The record is from RefSeq and is a predicted model, not a curated record.